AGAGGGCUCUGGCAAAUCAUUAACCGACAGGAGUUAAUUUAACUACUGCAACUCUGUCUGUGACCCAGAACAUCCAAACACUCUCGCAGGUGACAGACAAUAGGUGAUGAAGUCAAAAUGCGAUUGAUAACUCUCGGCUUUGUCUUUGCACUAUGGUUGUGUACACUCAGCUUUGUGAAAGGUCAAGUUUGUUUCCGAAAGGAUGUUUCAGCGAUUCCUGAAGCUAAAAACGUGGACAUUUCCAACCUAGAAGACACUGCAAUUGACAAAACAGUGAGGUUAUCCUGCGCUAUUGGCUACGUAGGUUUCGUUAGACUCAAAUGCGGCAGUAAAGGAUGGAGUAAAGAUGGUGGUCGAAAAUGUGAACCUAAGUCAUGUGGACAUCCAGGAGACACACCAAAUGGAGACUUCCAUCUUUCGAUUUUGGACGAUUUUGUCUUUGGAGCUCAAGUUCUGUACCAAUGCAGAAAAGGUUACCAAAUGGUGACCAGGUCCAGACAUCGGACCUGCGUGGAACAAGGCUGGGACAGCGCACUCCCUAUAUGUGAAGCAUUGAAAUGCCCAGUGAUUCAAGCCAACGACAACGUUGUGGUCAUCGGAAACAGUGAGGAUGCAACCUAUGGAAAUGUGAUCCAGUUUGAGUGCCAAUCAAAUCACAUGGUACUCAAAGGAUCGUCUGAAAUUGACUGCAACGAUAAAGGAGAAUGGAGCAGCACAGUCCCAACAUGUGAAGUGAUUAAAUGUUACGCUCCACACAUAGCUAACGGUGCAGUGAGCGGGCCCCUUAAGGAAGAUUACGAUGAAGAUGACACACUGAGAUACAGCUGUAACACAAAGUAUAUUAAGUCUCAGGAAAGAGUCCCUAAAUGCACUAAAAUGGUCAACAGUGCCAACUGGAGUCCAACACCAGCAUGUGAAGAAGUGAGAUGUAAAUUAUCAUUGCCACCAACCAUAGGAACCAGUUACAGACCUGCUGACAGAAAUCUGUUCUUGCCUGAUGAACGUGUGACGGUGACCUGUGACUCAGGAUUCUGGAACUCUUUCUCACAUCAGACUGAAAAUACAAUAACAUGCAAAGAGGACGGAAAGUGGUCAUCUUCUACAGAUUGUGAACGGAUAACAUGUGGUGAUCCACGUGACCCUCUUGUGAGUUCUCCCUACUACUGGCAGCGGGGUCAAUUGAGAGGAACUCAGAGUUACACCUGUAGAAGCGGAUUUAAAACCACAAAUGCCUGGGGUGUUGCCACAUGCACAAGGGAUGGCUCCUGGACUCCAGAACCACUCUGUGAAGAGAUUACAUGUGACAAGCCAGAUAUCCUAAAUGCUGUGAUUAAAGACCCGAAAACAAGAUACAAAAUCAAUGAUCUGCUCACUUAUGAGUGUAAGAUGUAUUAUGAACUAUUGGACAGUACUACCAGACCUACUGCUACCUGUACUACAAAUGGCUGGACCAAGACACUUGGCUGUGAAGAAAUAGAGGGAGCAUGUAUCAACCCAACUGUGAUGAAUGGAUUCCUAGUUCAGUCAAAUGAGAGGAAUGUUGAUCCCAGGAAAAGCAAGAUAUACUUUUCCUGCAAUGAAGGGUUCAAACCCUCUACCGGGGGUUGGUGGGGUGAAGCCACAUGUACUGAGGGAACAUGGUCUGGAAUAGUAGAGUGUAUUGAUAAAUCACAAUGUGGCAGAAUCCCUGUCAUUCCCAACACAAGAAAGGUACCUCACAGUGAAGUCUAUAACAAUGAACUAACUGUUCAAAUUGAUUGCAACUUUGGAUACACAUCUGAAACUAAGACUAUAAAAUGUAAGGAUGGAGAAUGGCAAACACCGUUACCAGCUUGUAUACCGCAAGGCGUUCCAUGUGAUCCUCCACCUAAAGUUGAAAAUGCAAUUGUUAAAAUCCUGUAUAAAAAUAAAUAUAUAGAGGGAUUUGAAGUGAAUUAUGAAUGUCGCAAGUCCUUUGAAAUAGAGGGACAUAAAAAACUUACUUGUGAAAAUGGGAGUUGGACAACUCCACCACCAACAUGCAAACAGUACUGUGGUAAGCCUGAGGGCACAGGGAAACAAAUUCUGAUUAUUGACCAAGCACUAGAGAGAUACAAAAAUGGGAAACAAAUAGACUAUACAUGCAUUAGCCCAUACAAAGGCCCUGGAGGAAAAGCAACUUGCAAGAAUGGAGAAUGGCACAUGCCAGUUGAGUGUAAAGCAAGCUGUCCUGAUCCUCCUCCCAUUACUAAUGGAGAUUUCACCAAGGAAAAGAGAGAUGUUGAAGGUGUAAUUACAGAGGUGUCCUACGAAUGCAAAAUAACGUUUACACUGAGUUCCAAAGGCAUCAUCAGAUGUCUGAAUGGAAAAUGGCCGAGUCCUCCAAAGUGUUUAUGGCAAUGUGAGAUUUCCACUUUUGAUGCAGAGUACAAUCUACAGAAUUUACCCAAGAAACAUAAUAUUGUGCACGGUGAAAAAAAGACUCUUCAAUGCAAAGAGGGAUAUUACCAUAAAUUGAAACGUUAUUCACCAUGGAAUAUAGAAGAAAUUGAGGUGAAGUGUGAUGAUGGAGAGUUACAGUAUGGAGAACACAUACCUAUAUGUAGCCAUCGUUAUUCUUAGGUAGACGAUGAACAUAAUGGAGUCAUGAUGUUUGGUCCAUCAAAUGCAAGAAUCCUUACAAAGACGUCUUUAUGUGCAAGGAGAACAUAUUUGCUUUUGUGGUGUCGUUGUCACUUGUUUAAUUUAGGUUUAGAAAAAAUGUGAGCCAUCCAGUAAUGGAGCACAUGAGGUGUAUUUUUCAUCAUUUGACUUUGUACCAUUGUAACAAAAUAACAGUAUCUUUCUAAUCAUCAGUCUCAGCUUCACUAUAACAGUACAGCUAUCUAAAGCUAGACUAAAAUGGUACAUUUGUUGUAUUAGUACAAAGAGAUGUGAUUGUGUGAACAUUCUAUCAAGUUUAUAAAUUGCCUGGCUGGGCUGAUGAGGCAGUGGAUUGCGCAGUCAGUUGGAACAGAGUAAAUAGGCAUUUUAAAGUCAUAGAUUUAGCCGGUGGUAGCUUGUGGAAUAGGCACCGGCUGGAAUGCGGUUUUAACCAAUCAGCAUUCAGGAUUAGACCGACACGCUCUAUAAUGUGUGAAUAUUCUCCUGUAUCUCCCAGCUGUGUGAUUCAUUACCUCAAGGUGUAAUAUAAGUGAACAACUGUUAUGAUUGUAAUUGACCUUAUCAAGACAAUAAAGCUGUGGAAAAGAGAUGA
This is a messenger RNA of Oncorhynchus tshawytscha (Chinook salmon), 3235 nucleotides long. RefSeq names its product complement factor H. Bases 118 to 2601 code for a protein of 827 amino acids. The transcript is spliced from 17 exons. NCBI's taxonomy places the organism in Eukaryota, Metazoa, Chordata, Actinopteri, Salmoniformes, Salmonidae. The record is from RefSeq and is a predicted model, not a curated record.